AUGGCGGAGAAAGAGCAGAAGUCCCCGGAAGCCGAAGGAAUUCAAGAGAAAACUCCGGUUCCGGAGGAAACCCCUCAGGAACCAGUUGAAGAAGCCGCUCAAGAAGAGAAGAAGGAGGAUUUGACUAGUCCCACUCAAUGGUUCUCCUCAUAUUCGUCUUAUCUGGGCACGGUUGGCGCUGAUUGGGUUGGGAAGGCCAAGGAGCAGGUUAGAAUUUAAUUUUUUUCUUUGAUUUUAGGUCUUGAAGUUGAUGUAAUUUACAAGAUCAAAGUGUGUUCUGUCUUUUUUAUAAUGUACCUGCUGCAAAAUUGAUUUUGGGACACCGUUUACCAAAAAAAUUCUUUAAUUUGAGAGUGAAUUAGUUUGUGCUGUUAUCCGCAAAAACUGUAAAUCUAUAAAUUACUUUUCGUUGAUAUUUCUUCUUCAUGACAGUGGCUCGCUUUAGCAUGUACUCGUGCCAUGUUCCGUCCAGAUGUACACUUUGACGUCGACUUUUUCUUCUUGUUACCAAAAUCAAGUAUAAUGUCCAAAUUUUAGGUCGAGAAGACUUUGGAUGCCGUGAAAAAGGACUUGAACGAGUUCUCCGACACCGUGAACACCGAAGCUGCCAUUAUUAAAGAGAGUGUAAAGAAACAAGCGGAACUCUUCCAAGAAUUUGUCACUACUCCCGAUGCCGAUACUCCUGAGAAUCCGGAGGAGGAACCAGCCCCGGUCGAGCCAAAAGAAGAGCCGAAAUUGGAAAAGAAGGAGUCUGUAAGGAAAUUCGAAUAUGUUUUCUUGUUGUUUAGGAAAAACCUGGAUAUAUUUUUCGAAUUUUUUUAAGAGUCAACCAAUUUAGUGCCUAAAAUAAUAUAAACUUUAGGGAUUUGGAUUCGGAUGGAUGAAAUCAGUCGUAGAUACGGUCAAGAAUAUGGCCAUCGAGGACACUGCCAAGGAUGAAUACGAUUUUACCGAUACUGUCCCAACUAACGUUCGAAAUUCAGUUCUAGAACAUGUGAGUUGAUUAAUUUAUUUUUUGUCUUUCAAAUUUUAGGCAGGAUAAGAGAUGAAGACUGAAAAUCGGAUAGUUUCAGAUCAAACUCUUGGAGCUCCAAAAUUCCGAGGCUACUUUUCUGAAACCCCCGACUCAAAAUAUUGAAGUGUAUAAGGAUUGGCUGAAAGAAUUCAAGCUCUCCGAAUACAAUGGGGAGAUCAAUGUGCUGCUCGGAAAUAACCCCAAAUUACGUGAAAUUUAUGCCAAAUUCGUCCCAAGCCGAGUGGACAACCACACUUUCUGGAAUCGAUACUUCUUCAAGGUUUACAUCGCCGAAAUGGAGCAGGAAUUGCGGCAGAAUAAGGGGAAAAUCUUUGAAGAAUUGCAAGUGGAUACGAGUGCUGAGUCAUCUGGGUUGAAAGAUUUGAAGUCGAGUGGAGAAAAGAAGGGUAAGAAGGGGUGUUUUAUUGGACUUACCUAAAGUAAUAUAGAAAUAGUGGGUAUUUUUGAUAAAAUUUUGAUUGAAGGCUAAUGGCGAGGUGAAGGACAAGUUUGCUUAAAAUAAUAUUGAAAAAUAGAGGUCAAUUUUUUAAAUUUUGACUUUAAUUUUCCAGAUGUGAGCCCCUCUGUGACUGAAAAUGAAUCCUGGAGCGUCUGCUCAUCCGGUGCUGACGACCUGGCCGAGUUCCCAGACGAACCUUCCGAUGAACAGGCUACUGUAACAACCUCCUCAACCGUCUUUAGCGACGCCGUGACGGGCCCGUUGACACCCAAAGCCACCGACGAAGAGGAAUCCACCCCAGACUCGGAGUGGGAGAAAUGGGAGGCGGAGAAAAGUAAAUAAGUAGUACUAUGACAAUGUAAUUAUUGAUAGUGCUAGUAAUUUAAGCCAAUUCCAAUUAUCCUUUUUGAGUUUCGAUUUGACUUUUAUCCCCUCUGUAGAAUAAUGUCCAUAAUUUUUAAUUGUAAAUAGUUCUCAUCGAGGAUUACGGUAACUUUUUGUUACCAUAAUUUUUUUGAGCUGAAAUAUCCAAAAAACUGGAAAAACGUGUAAUUUUUCGAAUUGAAUUGUUUUGUCUGUCUGAAUAGUACUUUCGGUUAAUUUUUAUACCUAAAAUGUGAUUGUACUUGUAAAAAAAAUUGAAAAAUAAAAGUAAAAUUGUAAAAAAUUUCGGAAUUUUGGGGGUAGUCGGGCAUUUUAGGAUUUUUUGAAUAUAAUGUAGGCUAGAAAAAGAUAAAAUGAACAAAAAUUUUUAUUUCUUGGCGAAAAUACCGGUAAAAAAGGUCUCUAUUUGUGACCUUUUAAUUGUUGAAUGUUGUAAAAAUGGAUUUGGAAUCGGCUCCAGAUUUAUCUCACUUCUUUGGCCGCAUUUUUGGACACAGGAAACGGCCCGGAAUGAGAUAUAACCACGAAAUUUAUGUUACUUUGUAUUUCUUGGCCGUAUUUUUAAAUCUUUUUGAAAUUUUUUCGACGUGUAUCCAAAGCCUAAAGAAAAUCUAUGUUGCUUGUGAAACAUGCCAGUGAUUCACAGUUUUUUUGGAUGCUUCAAAACUUUUAAAGUUUCAUCAAAAUCAUCAAAUUCUCUUGCAACAAAUUCUUCUUGAUGAAAAUUUUUUGGUCCCUUCAUUGUAUUUGGAAUGCCGGCUUCAAACAUCAAUCUUUUUUCAUGCGAAAUUAAAUAAUUUCCCACAAUUGAACCCACUAAUUCGUGUGUACCUUGAGCCUCAAUUUUCUCUUUGUUUUUUGUGUUGAAAAUUAAAUAAAUUGUUGCUAGGCUCUCCGGGAUGGCCCGGUUGAGGGAGGGCAUAGAGAUUCGGAAACGGGAUUUCCAUUCUGAAUACGUGUUUCGAAAACGCCGCGGAUUUAUUGUUGAUGUUUGUUAGCGGAACUCAUUUUGCAGUUUUUUGUAUUUCUACCGGGAAGAAUGACAGGAGCUCGUUGAGGUUUCGCAUUUUAAAUGAGCUUGGGUUUGCGCUGCAGGCGUUACUUUAACGGUGAAUAAGAGAAUGGAGUUUACGGCUUACAAGGCUUACAAUUCUUUUUUUGACGAUUUUUUUUUUUGAUGUAAUGCGUAUAAAAAUGGCAAAAUAUUUUUUGGGUUAUUAAGAGUUUCAUCUUGCUCAUCAAAGCCUUAUCACGGUCCUUCGCGCGGCCCCGAAAUCGAACCAACCUCUUAUAAUUCGAAUUCAUUUUUUACUCCUAAAAUUGCAUUUAGCGCCAAUCAUUUUUUCCAGAAUUCAUAAGCAUAAUGCCACUGCUUGGACGAUGAGAGUGAACCAAAAAAGCUUCGUAUUUUAUCGUCGCUACAAAUCCAUCGCCGUAUUUUUUGUAUUCCUACUUCUUUUACUUCUCUAUCCUCUAGUCAGACCUCGCUUCGACUACCUCCGAAAUUUUUGGCGUCCCUCGCAGAACGUCUUACGAUUAGAAGAUGUCUUUGAUCAGAUUGUUGUAUCAGAAGCAGCAAAGAAACUGCCAUUACCUCCAAACGCCAAAACUUUUAUUUUUGUCAUGACUUUUCCGGGGAGACAUUAUGAUAGGGUGAGUUAUAAAUUUUUUAUUUUUGUUUCUGCCAGCUUGCAGUUAUAUGUAUUAAAAGACGAUUUCUGAGUCAGUGCGUCAGCCGUGGACAUAGAAAAAAAUCGAUUUUGAGUUUUUUGCACUAAAAUGGCUGUUGGAAGGUGCUAAGCAAAAGCGAACAAUAUUUUUUCCCAAAACCUUCAUGAAGGUAUAUUUUUUUACAAUUUACUGUUUUAGAAGUAACCGCGUCCAGCUGUCGUAUCUUACCUUACUGGGCGAUGAUUUGACGGUUGCUGAAGUUUUCGACCCUUGCGAUGACGAUGGUAUCAUUAUUUUUCCGUUUUUCCUACUGUAACAUACCGUAAUACUGUAUCGACCGCUAAAAAACGACCGUAGAAUCUUUCUUUCUGAAAAUUUCACAGGCGAUUUUACGAUUUUUGGAAUCAGCAUAAAAUUCUGCUCUAGAGGCAAUCAAAAAAAGUUCAAAAAAAGCUGCGACAAAUUUCGUGGUAUAGUGGUUAGUGGUCGGGACUACCAAUCCAGCGACCCGGGUUCGAGUCCGGCUGGGUGCGAAUAUCGAAAAGAAGUCGGAAAUUAAAUUUAUUGUGAUUCAGAGGAUUGUAUAUUUUGCCAUGAGCAAUUAUUAAUGUCAAUGGUAGCUGGAUUCGAGGUUAAAACGGGAUUUAUAUAAUUUUAGGGGCUCAAUACAUGAAAAAAUAAAAGUGCUUCAAACCGGUUGAAAUUGAUAAUACUUAUUCUAAGGGCUAUUCUAAGACACUUUCUCGUUAACUUUUUUUCGUAACUUACUGUAACAUGGAUUACUGUGACAUGAAAUCCAAUUUUAUUUUUCGCAUACCACGGGGCGUAGACAGCUCGGACUAUCGCCAUAUUGAUAGAGAUGGUUAAUAACGAGUUGGUUUGCAUACAAAAUUUUUUUACGGCCGCACAGUUUGAAACAACCGGGUUAUUUCACGAAGUUUUGUCAGAUAGCGAUGAUAUCAAGACACACUGGAAGUGAAGCGGAAAUUUAUUUUGUAUACGUAUAGUGGACCUUCGUUGCUGUUUGAACGACCUAGUCAAAAAAACUCGAGACUGGAUGCAACAAUCUUGAAGAAAAUCCCGCUUAAGUACAAAAUCUUUAUCUUACUGUAGUGCAUGGAACAGUAAGCUACCAAAAAAAGUUAACGAGAAAGUGUCUUAGAAUAGCCCUUAGAAUAAGUAUUAUCAAUUUCAACCGGUUUGAAGCACUUUUAUUUUUUCAUGUAUUGAGCCCCUAAAAUUAUAUAAAUCCCGUUUUAACCUCGAAUCCAGUUACCAUUGACAUUAAUAAUUGCUCGUGGCAAAAUAUACAAUCCUCUGAAUCACAAUAAAUUUAAUUUCCGACUUCUUUUCGAUAUUCGCACCCAGCCGGACUCGAACCCGGGUCGCUGGAUUGGUAGUCCCGACCACUAACCACUAUACCACGAAAUUUGUCGCAGCUUUUUUUGAACUUUUUUUGAUUGCCUCUAGAGCAGAAUUUUAUGCUGAUUCCAAAAAUCGUAAAAUCGCCUGUGAAAUUUUCAGAAAGAAAGAUUCUACGGUCGUUUUUUAGCGGUCGAUACAGUAUUACGGUAUGUUACAGUAGGAAAAACGGAAAAAUAAUGAUACCAUCGUCAUCGCAAGGGUCGAAAACUUCAGUAACCGUCAAAUCAUCGCCCAGUAAGGUAAGAUACGACAGCUGGACGCGGUUACUUCUAAAACAGUAAAUUGUAAAAAAAUAUACCUUCAUGAAGGUUUUGGGAAAAAAUAUUGUUCGCUUUUGCUUAGCACCUUCCAACAGCCAUUUUAGUGCAAAAACUCAAAAUCGAUUUUUUCCUAUGUCCACCCCUAACAGACGGCUGAUGCACUGACUCAGAAAUCGUCUUUUAAAAUCAGGGUGGUACGUCCUGUCCCCCCGAGCUACAACCCUGUCCAUUAAUUCAAAAAAAAAAAAAAAAACACAAACAAAAUUAGGUCCCAGCAAUCAACGUAACCUGGCUUCAUCGUGUCCAACACGCCGAAUUUUUCACUUCCCAACCAAUCAACGCCACAGGCGUUCCAUUUCGAACUGUUUUCACGGGACUCAGCGACGACUAUUACCAGUUAUUUCACAAGACAAAACGCGCAUUCGAAUACAGCUACAAGUACAUAUCAAAGGAUUUUGAUUGGUAUAUCAAAGCGGACGAUGACACUUACAUUUUGGCAGAGAAUUUGAAUAAAUUCCUGAGGAAAUUCGAUCCGAAUGAGCCGAUUUACGCGGGCCUCAGGUUUAAAUUGUUCGUUGUAAGUGGGAAACGAGAUUUUUUUAAAGGAAAUUUGAAUUUAUUUUGCAGGAAAAGGGCUACAAUUCUGGUGGAAUGUACAUUUUAAGUCGAAGGGCGGUUCAAAUUUUGGUUGAAGAAGUGUUCCCAAAUACGACGGCUUGCCCGUUUUAUGAGUAUGAGGACGUUCAGAUGGGGAGGUAAGGAAAAAGAAAGGAGCCGAAAGCAUUGAGAGAUGUCUUUAUCUACAGAUUUUUUCCUUUGCACUGCGCAGAAAAAGUCUGAGUGCGAGCAAAUGUCCAAAAAAGCGAUUUGCACAGUGCGAAUUUAAAUUUUGUUUUCUCGUUGUGCAUUUUGUAGAAAUCACCCCUGCAACUUUUCGGAUAGACUAGAAAUGGGCAUGGCUCUCUAGGGGCUGCAAUCAAGGCCGGUAGGAGUUCCUCCGGAAAGUCUUCGACCCGGCUCGAACCGGCCCAUUUGUGGUCGAUAGGGUAUUUUAUUUAGUGUGAAAACGGUUGAUAGGAGCUCAAAAAACUUUCUAAAAUAUUCGAAAACUAUAAAAAAGGCUGCUAAAUUCUCACAGCUUUAAUUUGAUCUCUCAGUAUUUGGCCUGCUUACAAAAUAAUUCCGUCUCCUUUCUUGUGCUGCAAUUUUUUAAUACUGCUACAGGGAACCUGAUCCAGUGGCAAAAACGUACCAUUUUGCAUCCAGGAAGUGUUAAAAAUAUGGCAAAAUACCUCCCUCUCCAAGUGAAAAACUCUGGUUUCAAAGUCUCAGACCCAUAUUUCGCUAUAAAACAUUUCCCUUUUUUCAGAUGCCUUGCCACCAAGGGAAUUUAUCCAAUUCCAACGCGAGAUGAACGAGACCAAGGACUAUUCCACAUGUAUCCGGUGAGACAUCUCUACAAUGCGUACAACGGGUCGACCAUUCACUUUGACGAGUUUUACAAGGAUCGGAUGUCGAUUGGGUUCAAGGAGUUCUCGGAGGACUCCAUCGCGUUCCACAAAAUGGAAACAAACGAUUUUUAUUUGGCUGACAUUAUGGCUUAUCGAGUGAAAACAACGAAAUGA
Bursaphelenchus xylophilus (pine wood nematode) is the source of this 6840-nucleotide messenger RNA. NCBI's taxonomy places the organism in Eukaryota, Metazoa, Nematoda, Chromadorea, Rhabditida, Aphelenchoididae. The record is from the annotation of a GenBank genome assembly.